Anguilla rostrata (American eel) is the source of this 4060-nucleotide messenger RNA. It is a transcript of the gene tmem255a, whose product is annotated as transmembrane protein 255A. Bases 569 to 1594 code for a protein of 341 amino acids. The transcript is spliced from 10 exons. The record is from RefSeq and is a predicted model, not a curated record. NCBI's taxonomy places the organism in Eukaryota, Metazoa, Chordata, Actinopteri, Anguilliformes, Anguillidae.
GUCUAUCUCUCCUUUCAUUUCUUCUCCGUAUUUCCCGGGCGGUGAAAACAAUUUAAUCACAAUUUUGAAAAAGCAAAAAGAAAACAGUGAAUAUACUAGGGAGGACAUUGUACAUGUCAGAGUAACUCGAUGAAAACCAUUAUUGACAUAGUACUACUAGUUGCGUGUUUUCUUACAUGUGUUCUGACAAUCUAAAAAUUGUGAUUUAUUGUGAGUUAAGCGACACAGGUCCGGGAAUUCAAAGCCUGUCAUCCAUUCGGAUUUUCUCUGUUUUGUGUUCAUGGAGUGUAUGUGUAAUUGUAGAGAUGGUGGUACAUGCGCAGAACAGAGUUUUCGGAUAGUGCGCCGCGGAUGAGGUGCAGAGAAUAGGAUGAGAACGGCGGACAUGGCAGUAGACGCAGAUUAAAAUGAGACUGCCUCGCACCAGCAGGGAGGAUUGCUAUCAGCGAAUACACCACCGAGCAAAGAUUUCUUUGCACUGACCACUAAGUUCUUAUUUGUGCCGCUGAAUGGAUGUUAUGUUUAUCAAACAUCCUUUAUCAUAAUCCUGUACACACAUGCGAUAAAAAUGCCUACCGGACUAAACCAACAAGCCAAUGGAAUAAGCCUCUCCGAUUCUAUGGGAUCAUUCAAGCGGAGGAAAAGGAAGUCCAUUGUGGUGACAGCGUCUCUAUUCGUUGUCUCCGUUCUCAUUCUCACCAUCGGACUGGCGGCCACAACAAGGACACAGAACAUCACAGUGGGAGGCUACUACCCCGGGGUCAUAUUGGGGUUUGGCUCCUUUCUCGGAAUCAUUGGAGCACAUUUGAUAGAGAAUAAGAGGCAGAUGCUGGUGGCCUCCAUUGUGUUCAUCAGCUUCGGGGUGGUGGCGGCGUUUUGUUGCGCCAUUGUGGAUGGCGUGUUUGCUGCGCGACAUAUAGACCUCAGACCUGUGUAUGCAGGUCGGUGUGAGUACUACACGAGCGUGUCCGCAUUUGACCGGGACGUUCACUGUCAAACAGCCCCUCGUGUGUCCUGUAGUCUGCGUGUUAAGAGCAACACCUGUUACUGCUGUGAACUCUACAACUGCGGCAAACCACAUCCUCUUUUGGGACGUCAAAAUAAAGAUGUUUUGAAAAAAAUUAGGCAAUCAUCCUUUAUUUGGAACCGCGUGGAACUGAUGGGCGGGUACCACGAGUACACGGAGGUGGGAAGCUGCCAGGACGUGGUGCACCUGUACCACCUGCUGUGGUCGGCCACCAUCCUCAACAUCGUGGCCCUCUUCCUGGGCAUCGUCACUGCCGCAGUGCUGGGCGGCUUCAAGGACAUGACUCCCACCUCCGCCCCAGACAGCUGUGAUCCAGACCCUCUGCCCAUCUCUGUUCCUCCCGAGGCCCCGCCUCCUACCACCUCCUACAACUAUUACAACAGCACCCCCUGCCUGCCUCCUUACACUGCCUAUGACCUUCAGGCGUCCAGCAUGUUCCCAGACUCGUCAGGGUUGUCUGAUGACUCCCAGUCUGGGGCAAGCUCUCUGUGGCCUACCCAGAUCCCUCCCAGCUACUCCCCCCCAUACUAUCCCCCUGAUGACAAGCCCCCGCCAUACAGCCCCUAAUUAACCUGCUGUUGGGAAGAGGAGAACCUUCUCCCUACUGCCCAUUUGUAAAAAUCCACCCACCCCCCUCUCCUUUGAGUGACUUACCUGGCCAAGGCAAUGGGCCCAUCAGGAUCCAGGGUCCUCCGAGUCUGGCUAGACCUGAAAUAUGAACCACAACCCUGACCCUCUACCCCCCACCACCUCCACCACUCACUGUCAACAUCAUACUGAGGACAUUUGUGGACCUUUAGUAACUUUCACUGUAUCCAGGCUGUGUGGGGCCUCCUCCCUGCACUGUGACUCUGCUGAACCAGCGUAGUCUGAGCUUCUCUGUGUAUCACGGGGUUUGAAGGGGGAGAGGGAAAGGCUGUGACUGUGUGCAGCUGCAGGGGAGAUUUUUUUGCGGGAAAAGGUGGAAGUGGUGAAAGAUCACUUUCUGAGGUGGGAUUUCCAACGGCACGCUGGCGAUGGACACCGUGAUCUGCAGCUUGGGGUGGGGAGGGGAGGGGGGGGGGCAGCAGCAGCCUUUCAACAGUCUGCAGCCUCCCCAAGCCAUGCUGGAAGCACCUAUGAGGCCUCUCGGUGACACCCAAGACUGUUCACAGAUCUGCCUUAACAUCCGUCAGCUUCCACGGCAGCGUCACCCGAGCUGGACUGGACCGGACCGGACCGGACCGGACCGCAGUUCGGCUGGAGAGCCUCGGAUGCCUCUCUGCGACUGUCACUUCCUUUCUGCCUAAACUUCAUAUCUGAAGGCUUUCUGUGUGAAGGGCCUGUCUCCUGCGUACUGUUUGUACUGUCUUUUCAUAAACACUGGUGCAAACACAAGUCUUGUUCCUUGUUGUAACAAAUGCCUUUAGAUUCCCCCUCUGUAGUUUCUCCAUACCAAGACUAUUUAAAUAGUUCAAGAUUACUUUUGUUUUUUUGAUAUUAUUUCAGUUUUGAUGUGUGUGUUCGAUUGGUCCAGACAGUUUUUGUUUGUGAUGCAGGAUAUUUUCAGAUACUUACAAAAAUUGCUGAUGACAUGCAGGCUUUACGUUUGCAAGGAUCGGGGCAUUCAUGGAUCAUGGUAAAAAGAAAAAAAAUACACUUCAGCUUGUACACUGACGUUUCCAGAAGCUGUACCUAGCAGUGGAUAAAGUUUUAGCAUUCGCAAUUAUAACCUCCUAGGACCCAGCAAUUCAUUGUUGUCCCCUACAGGGGACAUUAGUCUCUGGUCGUAAUCCCAAGAACCAUACAUUCCACAUACUGUGCUGAAACCUGCACUGCAAGGGACAUUCAAUAAAAAAGAAAAUGAUGUUUGAGAAAAUAUUUUCACUACAUGUUCUUGUCAUCCAAGAUGUGUUGUAAAAAAAUGAAAUGCUUUUUUUCUGCCAGGUCUUAGGGGGAUAAACAGUAAAGUAAAAAUGAGUUUUUUAUAUUGUGCCAAUACCUCUCAGUUCUCAAGCAAUGCCAUGCUCUCCUCUCCCCAGGCCUCCUGUAGUAAUGCUGAUAUAAAAACGCUGUGCCACUGUUUCUUGAGUGCAAGUGGGGUUACCAUAGAAUAUAGGUCAUCGUAGACCACUAGAUACAAAAGUAGAACAUCCCUCAAAAAAGAAAGAAUUGCCAAGAUAUUUAGAAAACAUAAUAUUGUGAAGAAUACUUGAAUAAUAUGCACACAUACAAAUUCUGGAGGCACAACAUGACUGUGUUAGCAGCUGUGAAAUGUAUUUUCUUACAUAGGAACCCCUGAAGACCCCAAUGGCUGUAAGUGUAAAGCUGACACAUUGCCAGAGUAAACUUAAUCACACCUAAAAACUGUCUGGGUCUAUAAAAAUCAUGCACUAAAGCAAAUAAUAUUCUAAACUCAAGAAAAUUAACUAUCCCUUUAAUAUUAGUAGUUGAAUACCUGCCUUCUCUAUUAACCUCCAAAGCAGGUAGUUUUAUGGUGCAUAGCACAGACUUUUCAACUCAAAUGAUUCUGUGUCCUUCCUUUGAAGAACCCAAUCACUGUACUCUAAUUUAUUGUAUUCACUUGACAGUUAAUCAAAAUACAGAGUUCAUGUGUUCAUGCUGCCACACACUCUUCACAAAAUUAUAUUUUAAUUGUAAUAAAAAUGUGAGUCGUCAUUGAGGCAUAUUUAUACCUAUCAAAUAUACCUAUCAAAUACUUUUUGCACUUCAGGUACCACAGAUAUAUGUUUUAUUGUAAUUUCUUCUGAAAGCUAUGGCAAUGGUAUUCUGUGAAUUAUAAUCUUUUGUUAUAAUUGUUAGUUGGGUAGCAACGAUAUGAAAGCAUGAAUUCAUUUUGGUAGAAGGCCAUUUUGUGCUGAUCAAUGUUAGUUACCCAUGUUAUAUUGUACUGCCAUACCAAACCACUGGAAUCUGAUGGAAUGUAAAGUCUUCCUGAAUUAUACUGCAGACACUAGGAUUUCCUAGUCAGAUCAUCUGAUACAGAAUGAUGUAAUGUACUGGUGUUUCAUAAAUUAAAGCAAAACAAAAUAA